AUGGGCUGGUUCUUCAAGUCAGAAUUCUUUGACUUUGAAUUCCUUCGCGUCAUUGGCACCGCCCCUGUGCAGGGAGCCGAGAUUGGCGAGUGUCUGGAAGCCGUGUCGCGCAUUAAGGACGGCGACAUCGACAGCUGGUACAAUGUCUGGACCGAUCUGGCAGGACGGGCAAAGACACUUGGCGAAGAGGCCCUCCAGGAAAACGACAGCGAGGCUGCCAGAUGGGCUUUCUUCCGUUCGUCCAACUACUGGCGGGCUAGCGAAUUCUUCCUUCAUUGCACCCCGUCUGAUCCGCGCCUCGUCCGCGUCUUUGAGCAGAGCGUGUCUUGUUUCAAACAAGCGAUUGCUCUGCUGGAAGGCCCAACCAUGAUCUUGGAAAUUCCAUACGAAGACAUCCAUCUGCCCGGAUAUCUCUUCCUCCCUCCGGCACAGAAACGGCUGUCUGGGGGAACCCCGUUGAUCGUCCACACCGGGGGAUUCGAUUCCAUUGGAGAGGAGCUCUACUUCUACGUGGCAUCAGGAGCCACCCAACGAGGAUACGCCGUCCUGAUCUUCGAUGGACCCGGUCAAGGAACCGUCUUACGACAUCACAACAAGCCCUUCCGACCGGACUGGGAGAUAGUCAUCGGCAGAGUCUUGGACUACGUGAUUGACACUCUCCUGCCUGGUCCCGCUGCGCCCUACAACAUUGAUCCGAACGCAAUUGCCAUCUUCGGCGCCUCCAUGGGCGGAUAUCUGGCACUUCGAGGAGCCGCCGAUUCCCGGAUCCGGGCUUGUGUCUCCUGCGACGGAUUCUACGAUAUGUUCGACAUCACCCGCACGCGCAUGCCUUCAUGGUUCAUCAACGGCUGGAUCAGCGGCUGGAUCAGUGACGCUGUCUUCAACUGGGUGGUGGGUUGCCUGUCAAGGCAGAGCUUCCAGCUAGCGUGGGAGUUUGGGCACAGCAUGUGGGUGUAUGGUGUUGCCACGCCGGCGGACGUGAUGCGCCGAAUGCAGACCUUUACCCUGCGACUGCCUGAUGGCAAGGAAUUCCUCCGAAAAAUCGACGGGGCAGUUCUGGUGACGGGAGCCAAGGACACCAUGUACUUUGCGCCGGAGAUGAACGCGGAACGGAUCUUCGCCAAGCUGCAGCAUCUACCCGAGAGCAAGAAAAAGCUGUGGGUGGCUGAGGGUGUUGGCCAGGGAGGGUUACAGGCCAAAAUCGGCGCAAUCGGCAUUAAGCAGCAGCGCAUGUUUGCUUGGCUGGACGAGCAGCUGCAAAUCCGCCGAUGA
This is a messenger RNA of Aspergillus pseudoviridinutans, 1272 nucleotides long. RefSeq names its product alpha/beta hydrolase family protein. Bases 1 to 1272 code for a protein of 423 amino acids. The record is from RefSeq and is a predicted model, not a curated record. NCBI's taxonomy places the organism in Eukaryota, Fungi, Ascomycota, Eurotiomycetes, Eurotiales, Aspergillaceae. The transcript has a single exon.